AUGGGUGGUCAGGCCUUUGAUGAUCUAGAGAACGUCGUUGACAUGCUUGGAGAUCGUUAUGGCAAGGAUUUGGCAUGGGCCAAACAAACCAACCAAAAACUCAAAGAUGCUAAACGUUACUUAAAAGGAGACUACAAGGUAUAAACAAGUGAAAGCUUAUUGUAUUUUUUGUAGAUUCGCGCAUGUAAGAAUCAUUCUAGAAUAGUUGAUUUUGUAUCUGAUUCAUAUAUUCUUUUUAGAUUCACAUUUCUAGCAAUUCUGAAGUUGCGGACCACUGCAGAACAUAUGCUCUCAGUUUUCCAAAUGAUGAAAAUUAUACUAACAGCUGUGAUCAUGAGCACAAGGGAAAGUGUGAUAGAUGCAGUAUAUUUCCUGAGACUCUAGCUGAUAUUUGCGCAUCUUUGGAAGAAGUAAAUUGCCCUCUUGAAGAGAAAGAAAACAUGGAGUACGUUACUACACAAGCAGCUCAACACAUUAGAUCCUGGAAAGCACAUAUUUUAAGAUCAAUUAAUCAGGACGCAGCACGACACGACAUUUUAAAAGUCUUGGAUUCUCAUUCUGCACUUAUCGUUUUAGACUGGGCAAUGAAAUUCAUUCCUCGCAAAUACCGCGAAAGCCAAAGAGAUUGGUUUGCAAAACGGGGACUUCCUUGGCACAUAGCGGUAUUAACAAAGAAGAAUGAUGAUGGCGACCUCCAAGUUCUUACUUUUUUGGACUUGUUUAAGUCUAGUAGCCAGGAUAGUGGCGCUGUUGUUGCAAUCAUUCAUGACGUCUUGAGUCAGCUCUCAACCAUUGCACCAGAUGUGCAUACCGUAUAUCUGCGUCAAGAUAAUGCAGGGUGCUACCACUCUGCAUUAGCUCUGCUUUCUCUGCCAACGAUAGAGAGAUCAACUGGAAUUCAAAUCAGACGUAUCGAUUUUUCCGAUCCCCAAGGGGGAAGGGAGCGUGCGACCGAAAGGCAGCUCAUAUUAAAAAUCACAUGAAUAAAUACCUGAAUUCAGGGAACGAUAUCGAAAAUCCCGAGCAAAUGAAGGCAGCAAUCGAGUCCUUUGAAGGCAUCCCAGGAGUGAAAGUAACAGUGUGCGCUCUACCACCUGGUGUCAAGGGAAUGGCAGGGGAAUAG
Paramuricea clavata is the source of this 1123-nucleotide messenger RNA. NCBI's taxonomy places the organism in Eukaryota, Metazoa, Cnidaria, Anthozoa, Malacalcyonacea, Plexauridae. The record is from the annotation of a GenBank genome assembly.